Molecule: messenger RNA, 2129 nt
Organism: Acaulospora colombiana
Lineage: Eukaryota; Fungi; Glomeromycota; Glomeromycetes; Diversisporales; Acaulosporaceae
Source: the annotation of a GenBank genome assembly
AUGAAUCCGACGAUGAACCAGGAGGAAUAGUUGAUACCUCGGGCGGGGGGAAUGAAGAACGGAAUUGGCAAGAGCGCACCGACAAUGAGCGCAUACAAGUGGCCGUGGUACAAUGUUCCCGAUCCAAACUGCCUCGUGGGGCCAAUGAGACCCCAAAUGGCCGAAGCAGUGAAGAAGACACCAUUGUGCGGGCAGACCAAAAAGUCUUUUUGGCAGACGAUCAAGCUCGAGACGGUUUGCACGUGGAACGAGGCGCGAGGAGGCACCUUCAUAUAGUGACCGAGCUUCAAGUCCAUGACGAACGACAGGGCGGUAUUGAUGACUUGGAUCGAGGCACCAGGAAUCGUCUCUACGAUCAAAUUGAUGGCAAUACCCUGACCAGUGACCGCAAACACGAGACCACAAGGCAAGAGGUAAAUCACCGGGAUGAUCAACGAGAGCGCCAUGGCCCACACGGGCAUACCCGUCGGCCAAACCUCAAUGGCCACCACGACCAACAUGAAGAAGCCAAUGGCAAUCGUCGCAUACCAACUGUCGGGAACCUCGGGAUACUUGCGCAUCAACUUGGCGUGAAUAUCAUCUUCCUCUGUCUGAAUCUUUUUGACACCGUUCCAAAUAGUCUUGCCGUGAUAGAGGAUCGUGUGGGUGAGGAUACACGAUGCCAAGGUAAACGCGAGGAGGUAAACAAGAGCAAAAGGGCCAGGGAGAUACAAGGCGCUAUACUCGUUGUACCGUUCAAGGUCGAACGAGUUGGUCGUGGUAUUAAAGAUGGCAGUGAUAUUAUACUUGUGUCCAAACCGAUCAAACGACGAUUGGCCACCCAUGGGCAAAUAUCCAAGCUUCCAGACCUAAAAAGUGAUGGGGAGGAUGAACCAGUACAAAAACGCAAAGCUGAGGAAAAUGUGCACCUGAGCCCACCAGGGAAUCAUGAGCGGGGAUCCAAUCCAAGCGAUUUGAGCCCAAUCAAAGGUGAUGAGACCCAUGCCAAGUCCGCUGACCGUUCCAAACAAUUGCAGACCCAGCUGAAAAAGGACAAGCCCUGGAACAAGAACGAGGGCAAAAAGGUAUUCAUGAGCGUGCACAUGACCAGAUUGGCCGGCCACACCAUGCUCGCGGGCCACACGAGGAACUGUCUCGCCAUGCCCGCCAAUCCGAGCCCAGUCAUCUGGGUCGCGAUCAAAAACAUGAGUUCCCAUCCGACGCCAAAGGGCGGCGGCGAUAUUGGCCAUCAUGUAAAUCAAAAUAUGCUCCUUGACAUUGAACGGACCCGGAUUAAGACUGAACGAUCCUCCACCGAGAAAAGCGGGGAGAACCGACCCAUGGGGUACGCGACGAGCAAGACGACGAGUGGGGUGAGGAGUGGGGAAGGGUAUCGAAAGUUGAAAAAGGUAUUCAUCGAGAUGGCAAUGAUGCAGAGCAACAUGCCGCAAAACCACAUUCGGAAUGUCAUCGCGGGCAUCUCUGGGUCGUCCGUGUUCGACACGGACGCUCGCACUUCAGCAUACGGCGAGUCCUCUUCCUCCUCUUCCAUCCCGCCAGCUUCCUCCGUGUACUUCAGCGUGGUCGCCAUGUCCAUGACGGAUGUAUUCAUUUCGGACGACACGCGACGUUUGACACCGGGUGAAUUGGGCGCAUACGACGACGAAAACGAGACGCUGGUCGAUGGUAAAUCCACACGCACUUCUCUCGAAUCGGCUGAGCGUGUAAACGAUUUGCUGUUAUUGGUGGCAGCACUCGUCGGAUUCAUCAUUGGCAUCGGGGCAAAGGUGGUCGGGCCUACUGUACCGGGGCUGACUGGAAUGGGACGCAUGCUGUAUGCGUUUGGACCAAAGUCGCUGGCGGGUUCAUCGUUGGAUGUUGGGGUUGAGUUGGCGGGUAUACGACGAGGCUCCUCCUACGGCUGCCCCACUCCCAUCGAGCCCAGCGGCGGCUACGAGGUUAUGGAGUUGUGCAGCAGAGGUAGCUUGGGGUUGUGUUACAGAGGGGACGUGUUUGCGGGACCUCCACCGUGUGCGGUCGACGGUGGCUCCGAAUCCGUCCAAGCGGUCUGGGGACGGUACUCUGACGAUGCGGCCGUGUACGGCCUCGACGAGUUUGCCGUCAUGGGGCGUCCAGACAUCUUGCUCUAG